AUGCCGCAUGCAAAGCCCUCCAGCCCCGUGCUCUGGGCCGCUCAGGAGCCAGGAGCAUUUCGCUUCCUCCCUAAACGUCUCAGCCGAACAGCUUGUACCGACCCUGGGAGCUUCAAGCGCUGGGACUGCGCCUCCAAUGCCACCGCGUUGCACCGCCAGCCCCUGCGCCAAGAGGGUCGCAGACAGAAACCAAAGGCCGCAGCCUCCUUCCUGCCCACAGAAGACACAGAGGAGUCUGCAGCAAGCCGAGAGGAAGGAGACGUGAUGGAGGAAUACCCCGUCUGCCUGCAGUGCUGCUGGUGCCUCACUAACAGCUGCCCACACCACAACCGGCCCACAGCCGCCCAGGACAUGGCCAUGCUGGCUGCUUUCCUCCUCUUCGUGAACAUGGAGAUUGAGGGAACGAACAUCCAGGUCCAACUGGGGCUGGGCUUUGAGCUGACAAUCAACAGGAAGGCAGUGCUCCGGAGAGCUGCCUGUAAGCCUGUGCCUUUCACUGACUACAAGUGCGUGGGGCAGGGCAGAAACAUGCAGCGCCUGCAGAGAUGGUGGAGCGGGCUGCGGAGCAGGGUGGACAGACGCGUCCGGAGGAAGCCGGGCUGGCUUCCAGGAGCAGAGAGCUCAGCACCCACAGGCACCGCUGGAGCAGAGCAGCAGCACCAGCUGCGUGCUCGUGAGGCUGAAAUCCAUGCGCUCUUCAACGCCAUGGUCAUGGACGUACUGGAUCUAGGACCUUCCCCCUGCUUCUGGCACUGGGUCAGAGACUGCCCUGAAUCCAGAACCAGCACCAGGGAGGCCCUUGGAGAAGAUACUGAGGCAAAGACAGCUGAGGAAGAGGAGGAGGAGGAGGAGAAGGAGCAGAGAAGAAGCCACAAGCAGAUUGAGGAGAGCAGGCAGAGGCUGGCCAAGCUGCUCUUUGAUGGCACACAGCUGGUGACAAAUAUCCAGGUGGCUGUUGACUCGAGGGAAACACAGAGGAGGGCAGAGGAGGCAGAGCUGAAGCUGCACAGGGUGGAGAGGCUGGAGAAUGAAGCCAAGACUAAUGCCUGCAAGUUUGAGGAAAUCACCUCAAAAUGGGAAUUGGCUAAGAAGAAGACGAUCCCGCAGCUGAACCAGCAGCAGCAGCAGUGCACGAUGGUCCUGGAGGAGAAGAACAAGCUCAUCAGUGAACUGCAGCAGGAGCUGAAAAGCAAAGACGAGCAAUAUGUGCAUGCUCUUAAGAAGCAGUCAGAUGAUAUCCACCUCCUUUUGGAGAGAAUGGAGGAGCAGAUCAGGAACAUGCUGAAAACCUAUCGUCAUGAACUCCUACAGAUUGAGAGAGCUUUUGAGCUAGAACGGCAAGAACUGCUGGACGACAAUAGGAAGAAAUGGGAGGCAGGCAUUCAGGCCCACAACGCACAGGAGCUGGAAGACCUGGCUGCCCGUAUGAAAAAGGUGGAAGAGUUUGAGAAGCAGCUGAAUCAGCUGCAGGUGCAGGGUAUGGAGGAGUAUAACAGCAUGAAGAGCCAGCUGGAGAAUAACGUGCAGACCCUGGAGAGGCAGCUCCAGAAGGUGAAAGCCAUCUAUCAGCUGAACCAGGAGAAGCUGGAGUACAACCUGCAGGUGCUCAAAAAGCAGGAUGAGGAGAACACCAUCAUCAAAUCCCAGCAGAAGAGGAAGCUCAACCGGCUUCAUGAUGUGCUCAAUAACCUGAGAAGAAAACUGUCCAAACAAGAGAAGCAGCUCAGGGAGGAGAACCAGAGCCUGGCAGCUGACUAUGAGCGCAUCGUGGGGCAGUGCAAGGAGCUGCAGAGAAUGAUGAGGCAUUUUGCUUUCAGCGACACUGAGAAGUUCGUGGAGGUCUGGCUCAUGAACGAGGAGGAAGCCAAAAGGCUGAUACGGAGAGCCUUUGAUGCAGAUCGCAUCAUUCACACCCAGCAGCUGGGGCUGCCCUGGGAAGAGCCUCGUUACUGGUUCCUGAACAAUGUCGGCCCCCUCAAGCAUUACAAGGCAAAGAGGACGGCCAUGAAACUCGCCACAGAGAUGCUGACAGAGGGCCGUUGUGGGGGACAGGAGGAGGAAGAGGGAGAGAAGGGGAAGGAAGAAAUGGCCUGUGGAGAAGGAGGAAGAGAGAACCCAGAAGAUGCUGAGGAUAGGGUCACACCUCUGCAAAAUGUCUCCAGGAAGACUAUCAAGAGGAUCCUGGAGCUCGUGAGCGAUGAGUCGGGAUUCCUCAUUGAGAGCAAGCUGCUGAGGCUUCUGCAACCACUGGGGAAGCAUGAGCGCACCCUCGUGAAGCUUGACUCCAUCUUUAACGUCCUCGGGAUUGACAGUGAAGAUGACCUGUACCAGCUGGUGGAUUUCUUCCUGAAGUACAAAGCCCAGGAGGUGGCUGUCAGCCAGGUGGAACAGACAGGGACAGCGAGCCAGGCUGCCCCUCACGGCCAGGAGGGCCCAGCCAGUGCGGAUGCCGCAGAUCUGGCUGCGGACACAGCAGAUGAUGGAUCCAGUUCCCAGAGGACUGAGCUGACAUCCCCUCGGAGCUCCCUGGACUCCCUUCCGUCCGCGUCCGUCCACGCUGAUGACAUCCUAAAGAUCCUCAAAGCAUUUGUGCGGGAUUUUGACAAGCUGAGGGGGAAGGACAAUUCAGCAAAGGAUUUGCUACAGGGACGGGACAGCACCAAGGAUGGGGAGUACUGGGACGCUCUGGCACAUGCUAUCCCCGAGUCAAAGCUGAAGCUUUGGGAUGCGCUGAUGGUGGCACUGGAGAAAUAUCACAACAUCCUUGCGCAGAGGGCCAAUCUGAUCACCGAAGUAGCUGUCCUGCAGCAGCAGAACUCGGAGCUGUGCCUGCUCCUGGAUCAGUAUGUCAACUCCAAGGUGAACAGCGAGCUGCUCUCCCCUCCCACGGAGUGGAUGGACCUGAAGCCGCAUGGCCCCAAGGAAGCGCAGUGAGCACCUGGGACCAGGGCACGGCUUUUCUCUGCCCCCAGCCAAGGCUGUGUCUGGAGCUGGUGCUGCCUGGCAGGAGCCAAUACACCUCUUCCGAACCUGGGCUGCAGGCAUGUGUGUGAUCUCCAAGGAGGGUUCCUCUCCCCUCUGAAGAUGCUGGUGGGUCACAGCUGAGCACUCCCCCGAUCCUGGGGACUCACAGCACUGUGGGAAAGUGCUUCCCUGCUCCUGUCUCAAAGCCAUGUGGUCUGUGUCCUCCCCUCCCUGCCCCUUCCCUCCGUGGAGCCAAAGCCAGGCAAGAGCCGUCAUCUCCAGCCAGGGGCUGUGUGGGCUUGCUGACAGCAGGUUGCAGCCACCGCCAGCUCUGUAGACCCUUCCCAGCUCUGUCGGCUCACCUGAGCCCACCAAGCAGUAGCCACCACCCCUGCGCAAUGCUGUACUCCACACUACCCUGCUCACAGCCUCCCCCCAUCAGCCUGACAGCAUCCUCCUGGGAGCCCCAGUCCACCCCUCUCCCUUACAGAGAAGCCUGAUGUCUUCACCUUCUGCAGCUCUUUUUAUUCAAGAUCGCAGGUUGGCUGUUGGAAAUUGUCAAGGAAAUUGCAGCAGUCGCAUAUAACCAGUGCAGGAUCCACUAGCCCACCUCCUGUCACAGCCUUCGAGCUAUGCUAAAGGGCUCAGUCUGGGCCCUUUUCCUCUGGUUCCCCUGACCACUGUGCCCUGAGCGUGGGCAGGCAGCAUUGCUGCCCCGUGCCCAGACACCAGCUUGCUUACCGCAUGGUGAAUCUUCCCCCAGAUACGGGGCUGCCACUGACUUGAGGCAGAGCCGCUUCACCUGCCCUCCUCUGCUACUUCUUGCAAGGAGUCUCAUUCCCUCCUUCCCCCAUGCUGACUUCUCUCCUGCUCUGCUCCUCACGUGCGGUAUGCUCAGCCCAGAUUGGACUGUGUGUGUGUGUGUGUGUGUGUAGCCAGGCUGGGAGCGAGUCCCUGAGCAUUGGUGUGCGUGGCUGUGGCACGCUGGUGGUCCCGCAGAGCGCCCCAUGCAUGUUUCUCCAUCCCAGGCUUUCCUGGGCGCAGCAGGGACCCAGCACCAUCCCAGCCCUGGCUUGCUCGCAGACAGCAGGGAUGUGGCACCAUCCCGUUCUGCUGAUGGGGGAAGAGGGGGGAGCAGGAUCAGAGCAGCCCAUGGUAGUGAGGAAAGAGAGCCAGGGAGCACCCUGGGGCCAGUCUGAGACCAGCUCCUCCAUGGCCAGGGCCCCUUGCCAGCACUUCCCUGGGGUUGGGGCAGGGCCUGUGUGAAACUAGCUCCUUCCCCCUCCCCAAAUCUCUCAAACCAGCAUCUCUCCCUGCCCCUUCAAUGAGAGCCAGGGCCUCAUUGGUGAGUCAGUACAGCUGAGGGACCCUUCCAACAAGGCUGAGACAGGAUCUGGCUCCCUGGCCCCCUUCAGUGUCUUGAUCCUGUGGUCCAGCAGCUGAGACUGGAGACAAUUCCUCAGCAUCACUCUUGGCCUGAGCCCAGCAUCAUGGCAUUUGGGACCAGCAGCCUCCUAAAACCAGCUCCAAGAGCCCCAAAGCUAGUGAGUGAGGGUCUUGCACCCCUGAAGCCAAGAACAGGUGGGUCUUUGACAGCUUAGCUCUGCAGCGAGCUGAGAAAGGAGCCUACUUCCUCCCCAGUGCACAAAGCGAGAAGUGCCCCAGCCCCAGUCAAUAGCCAUCAGCACAAAAUAAACCAGCAGGCCACUGUGAGAGCGCACAGCGCCAGGGGACGUAGCUGCCUGCAAGCCCCCCGGCGGUCCCACCACCACGGCCAAACUCGGUGGCCUGGGAGAUGUCUGCGAAGCUGUAAGCCUCCCUGCCAGCCCUGGAGAGGGGGGACCUCAAGAUACCUCGAACCUGCCAGUGUUGGCGGCUGCUGGGGCACGGGGGCUUGGAUCCCCCUGGUGGGAUCGGCCCCUUCAAUGGGGGCCGUGGCAGCGCUGGCACAGAGGGCAGGCCAUGGGGCUGCUCCGUGCCUUGUCCCUGCUGCUGCCCUGGUCCAACUCUUCCCUCUUAAACAGGAGACUUGAGACCUGAUGCAGAGUGUUUUGAUGUUUAUUGACUGAGCAACACCUGUAAGAACCUAAGAAUGCCUAAGUGGGCUAGUCAGCACAUCGCUUUUAAGAGUGGUAUUAAUUCACAGCUAUGUCACUGUAAAGAAAUCUUAUAAAUCACGCCCAAGCACUGUCAAGCUACAAUCCCGUUGCCUUCCCCUCGGCCCUUCGUACCCAUGUGCAGGUCUCUCCCUCCUUCCUCCAUGCUCCCACACCAGCUCCUCCAGGCAUAGCCCUGACGGGGAGCCCCCCGGCAUCGCGGGGGGCUUGGGCCACAGGUCACCAUCACCGCUACCUGUAGGCAUCCCUGCUCCUGCCAUCGGAGACCUCACCCUCCUUUGCUCUUUACCUGAUUGUAUAUGUUAUUCCCCACUUUUUCUUGUCCUGAAACCGCCUUUUGCAGCGCCCGCACCGCCUUUUCUCCCCUCAGUCUCUCCCAAAUGACCAGUGCACCCUCAGUUACUUUUCCCUCAUUGGUCCCAGUUCUACAUCCAUACCUAAGUUGGGAGUUUCUGACACUGGGCACUUUAGGUCCAAAAUGAUAUUACUUAGGCAGUUACCUGGACGAAGACAGCCUUGCAUCCCGUGAUGCCCUUCUGAUGCUCUGCUUACACUUCAUGUGCGUUAUAGGCUCUGUAGCCGGAAUUAUCUUGCUUUACCCUUGACUCCCCUACCUACCUCUGGCUAAGCACAAGCAGUUUCUCAUCCUGGGCACAGCCUGCCUGCGUACCAGAGCAGCAGAAUAACACCACCUUUGCUCACCGGUAUCUGUGCCCUUGAAUAGCUGUCAUCCCCCUCCUGGUUCCCAUGAGAGGCCAGAGCCAGCUUUAGGGCCUGCUGCGGGGUUGCUCCCUGCUCUGUCCCCGCUCGCUGUUAUAUCCCUGCUGGAAAGCACCCACU
Struthio camelus australis is the source of this 5921-nucleotide messenger RNA. Lineage: Eukaryota; Metazoa; Chordata; Aves; Struthioniformes; Struthionidae. The record is from RefSeq and is a predicted model, not a curated record.